Impatiens glandulifera is the source of this 2721-nucleotide messenger RNA. Its product is annotated as zinc transporter 5. The coding region runs from base 87 to 2534 and encodes 815 amino acids. The record is from RefSeq and is a predicted model, not a curated record. Gene Ontology annotation, cellular component: membrane; Golgi apparatus. The transcript has a single exon. Gene Ontology annotation, biological process: intracellular zinc ion homeostasis; zinc ion transport; transmembrane transport. Gene Ontology annotation, molecular function: zinc ion transmembrane transporter activity. Lineage: Eukaryota; Viridiplantae; Streptophyta; Magnoliopsida; Ericales; Balsaminaceae.
ACUUCACUAGUAAAUUCGAAUCGAGUCAGUCCAGUUCAGUUCUUCUCUCUCUUCCAAAUCCUUCAAGGUCGUGAUUCAAGUCAUCCAUGGCCGAUCACCACCAUCACCACCACCACAAUCACCGCCCCAAUCGUAUCUCAGUUCCUCCACGCGCCGCCUCUACCGCCGCCGUGACGACGACUCCAUCAACUGCAAGAUCAUAUCCCCAAUUCUCUUACCCUGCAUCAACUCCAACCCCAACUCCUUCAAAACAUCGUCUCUCUUCUCUUUCCUUUUCCUCCGUCAAUAGAUCAUCAUCGACAAGAAGAACAACAUCCUUCUCUUUCCUUUUCCUCCUCCUAUUCUCCCUCCGUUCCCUCUAUUCUCUCCUUCCUUUCCUCCAAUCUUCUCCUUCUUCUUUCUCAAUCUUCCCUUUCUCCUUCCUUGUUUCUCUCCUAUCUUUCCUCUUAACUCUAAUCUUCUCUUUUUUCAUCCCAUCAUCAUCUUCCAAGGAUCAUCAUUUCUUACAAAAACAAUCUUCAAUCAAUCAAUCUCAAUGGAAACUUCUCAUUUCCAAAUCCAUCCUGCUCGCUAUCGUUUUUCUCCUCAGAUUCCAAGCUCUUAGGUAUUGCGGCACGGCCGCCAUGAUUCUCGCGGAGUUAUCUGGAAAUGCUGCCGCUCGCUUCAUGGCCCAGAGCAGGAAACAGAGCCGAGAUCAAAUUAGAUCGUUAAAGGUUGGUGGGUUUUUCGCUCUCUUUAUUGGGUUAUCUAUGCUUUCAAUUAGUUGGGAUCGAAUCGAAUGCUUCCCAUUUUCGUAUGUCAAUAUCAACAAGAUUGGAUUCUCGCUGAUUCCCAAUAACAACUGUUUGAGAUUUUGGGCAAUGCUACUCCCAUUCCUAUCUGGAUUCUUAGGCUGCUAUGAAAGUAUUUCAAUUAAUUGGACUAGGGAAUUGGGAAUGAAACGGGUUCGGCUAAUCACUCUAUGUCUGACUACAGUUUUGCUUUUCAUUCCUGCUGUUAUAAGUAUGUUUGUAUUUGAAGCAGAUGGAGAGAGUAUUUCCAUUAGAAACCUCGGUUGGCCUUUAGCUAAUACUGUAAUUUUUGGUGUGUUAUUGAGUGAGAGUUGCAAUGAAGAGAAGUUGACAUCUUCAAAGGGUUUCUUCCAUAGAGAGUUUCUAAUUACUUUUCUAUGCACUCUUCUACUUGAGCUCUUCUACUUCCCUGAACUCUCACUUUUUGGAUUAUUAAUCUCCGGGUUCCUCCUCUGGAACGCAGUUCGUCAACUAGAUUCUGUUUAUCGUGUUGAAUUGGGUUUCGAGAACACUGAAUCAUUUCACUCUUCCAUUAUGAAACCAAUCCGUCACAUAUUGAGCGAGAGAAAAUCGCGAAAGAUUGCUCUUUUCCUACUCAUCAAUACAGCAUACAUGGUUGUAGAAUUUGUAGCUGGAUUCAUGAGCAAUAGCCUAGGUUUGAUAACAGAUGCUUGUCAUAUGCUUUUUGAUUGUUUAGCUCUCGCGAUCGGUUUGUAUGCUUCUUAUAUCUCCCGAUUGCCAGCCAACAGUCAGUUCAACUUCGGUCGUGGCAGAUUCGAGGUUUUGUCUGGUUAUACGAAUGCUGUUUUCUUAGUACUUGUUGGAGCUCUCAUUGUGUUGGAAUCAAUUGAGAGGAUUCUUGACCCUCAAGAAAUCUCGACUAAUAGUUUGUUGACCGUUUCUAUUGGUGGCCUUCUUGUUAAUAUUAUUGGUUUGAUCUUCUUUCACGAAGAACAUCAUCAUGCCCAUGGUGGCGUCGGUUCCUGCUCCCAUUCUCAUUCUGAACAAACACACCUCGAUUCCAAUCAUCACAAUCACAAUGAAAAAGACAAUCACCAGCAUCAGCCACAUGAUCACGACCAUCAUCAUGACGAUCACCAUCAUCAUCCGCAAGAUCACGACCAUCAUCAUGACGAUAACAAUCAUCAACAUGAUCACCAUCACCAUCAUGACGAUCACAAGCAUGAUCACAAGCAUGAUCACGACCAUCAUCAUGAUCAUGACCAUCAUCAUGAUUGUGGAAAACAUAAAGUGGUUGAAGAAAAAAAACCGAAAAGGAGGAAGAACGAGCAUAAGCACAUUGACCACAACAUGGAAGGUAUAUUCUUGCACGUUUUAGCAGAUACAAUGGGAAGUGUGGGCGUGGUAAUCUCGACACUCUUGAUAAAGUACAAAGGAUGGAUGGUGGCAGACCCUGCCUGUUCAAUUUUCAUAUCGGUGCUGAUUAUAUCUUCUGUGAUUCCACUAUUAAGAAACUCAGCUGAAAUUCUGCUUCAAAGAGUGCCUAGAGGACAAGAGCAGGAUUUGGAAGAUGCUGUAAAUGAGGUUAUGAAGAUAAAAGGCGGUAUAUGCAGCGUUAAAAAGCUUCAUGUAUGGAGUUUUACUAAUACAGACAUUGUUACCACCCUUCAACUGUCUGUUAACGGGGAUGUGGACAAGGCUGAUGUAAAGGCGGAAGUUUUGGAUGUAUUAGGUCAGGCCGGGUUGAAGGAUGUAACAUUGCAGUUGGAAUGUGCUCGAUAGAUUUCGGAUUUUUUUUUCCUUUCUUUUUCAGUUAUUGAGAUGAGUAUUGGUUGAAUAGGAGAUGAGGAUGCUACUACACCUGUAAACAUGUGGUUGAUGACUUGUUUCUUAAGGAUGAAGUAGACAUAUGAGUGUUAUAGAAAGUAUCAUUUAAUGGAAUUUAGCUUAUUUAUUAUGGUUAUGGUUA